GGGAGGGGGAGUCCCUCGAGUUGCUCUUCCUCCACACACACAGCGAGCGAGCGUGUAGCGAAUCCUCACUGAAGGCUAGACUUUCCCAAACUUCAUUUCAGUCUCAGACUAUAAUAUGGACAGGCUUCAGUGGAAACAUGCAUUUCCAGUCCCACUUCAUUUAUGGCACAGAUGAUGUCACAGUUGUUCCUGAAACGACAGCUCGUUAGUUCUUUCCGUUAAUGAAAUCAACAUGGGAAAACUACAAUCGAAACCUGCAUGUAAACGCAGAGAAAAUCCAGAGGGAGAUGUUUUCAAGGAGGCUGAGUUUAUUGGUGAAGUGGACAGAAAAAAACAGGGUUCCAUCCAGGUGUUUGGUGACAGGAAGUGAGAGGAAACAAAGCCAGGAUCUGAGUGCUAGAGAUCCAAAAGAAGAUCAGAUGUCAGAUCAGUACUGUUCACUACAGGUAAAAUUACCACCAGAGAGAGUAAUGGAGACUCCUCAUUCUUCGCUUUCUUCUCCUGAAAAUGAAAGACCGCAGCCAUUUAAAGAUUCACUCAGGAGAAAUGGGAAGGAUGAUGACAAGGAGUGUAAUGUGUCUGUCAUGGAUGAAAAUCAUCAAGAGUGGAUGAUCACCUUGUAUGAUUUGGACAGCAAUGGGAAAAUAACCAGAGAGAAUAUGUUGAGCUUGAUGCAGACGAUCUGCGAGGUGGUCGAGGCAUCAGUCAGACAGCUGGUGUUUAGCAAUGGCACAACCCUGCGUGUGAAGCUGAGUGUCACUCCAUUAACCAGCAGAAAAGGCAACAGAAAAGAACGGGAUGCUGGGAUGUCUCUGAAUGAGCGGGAUCAAAUAGAGGAUUCAGUACGGUGUGCAGAGAGCCCUAAUGCUCAAAUUAGACAACUGAACUCGGAUCAGUUGGGUGUUUCGGAGAGAAAGCAGUACUCUGUAGAUGAAAACACAGAACGUAGGAACCACUAUCUAGAUCUGGCUGGAAUUGAAAACUACACUUCUCGGUUUGAAGCUCCAGAAACAUGUGCUGAGGAGCAGCCUCAGGAGAGCUCUUCCCGUAACCAUCAUCGUCGCUCUCAACCCGAGACCUGCAACCAUGUGGAGUCAUCUGGAAAAUCCAUUCCUUUUCUCAGGUCACUCCGCAACCGCAGCAAGUCUGUCGGUUAUAGUGGAGCCACAACCAAACCCAGCAAGCUCCAUGGACAUCACCCUAUGACCUGGUGCCAUCCAUCCCAACAGCAGCAACAGCAACCUCUGCUGCACAGCUCCAGCAAACGAAUGCGUGCUCGAGCCCGUGAGACUGCAUCCCCUUCCAGAAGCAACCAUGACAGAGAAUUACAGCCGGGGCCAGCUGUUCCUCCUGGGGGUUUAAUGCCCCUUCCUCAAAGACACGAACACCAUCAUCACCAUGAGCACCACCAUCAUCACCAUCAUCACCAUUACCACUCUGCGUAAGAGUUCUGAAAAACUCCUGAAUGACUGAGUAGCAAGCUCUCAUAAGCUGUUUUUUUCUCAGAAAAAACACACAUGCAGGUAGUUCUUCUGCUAAACACACACACAGUUUGAUCAUUUCUGCAAUAAAAGGGGUCGAACCACUCUUUUCGAUGAUACGAGAACUGCACCUGCAGAAAAACAUAAUCUCAGUCAGUAGAAUGAGCCUCCAUUCAUUAUUUUGGUGUGCAGCUCCUCCAUGUGGUUAGAAGUGGAAUAGUCCAAACUGGUUUCAUCCUCAGAUUAUAGUGCAUUUGGCGGACUUUUCUUUUUGGUUUGGAAAAUGUAUCAUUUUAAUAUAUGCUUAAUUCUAAAAAAAAAACAAAAAACAAAAA
Messenger RNA from Carassius carassius (crucian carp), 1816 nucleotides. Its product is annotated as protein naked cuticle homolog 2. Lineage: Eukaryota; Metazoa; Chordata; Actinopteri; Cypriniformes; Cyprinidae. The record is from RefSeq and is a predicted model, not a curated record. The coding region runs from base 222 to 1445 and encodes 407 amino acids. Gene Ontology annotation, cellular component: cytoplasm. Gene Ontology annotation, biological process: negative regulation of Wnt signaling pathway. Gene Ontology annotation, molecular function: calcium ion binding. The transcript has 11 exons.